AUGUCAGUGCAAGAGGAGGAUGUCUCGUAUGUGGCCGCUGAAGUCUCUCGAGCCAUGGUUUCCGUCCUCGACUCAGAGGCUCAUUUUGAGCGUAAAGUCAAAGAAGCUGGAAUCACGGACCCCAAUGUAACGGUCUUGAAAAAUCGAGGGUUCAAGACGUUGAGCCAAGUCGCAUACAUGGUCUCCCAGCCGGGAGUACCUAUGCCAGAGGCAGAUUUUGCAAUUUUCUGCAGCACCCACUUUGCCAGCUUUUCCAUAGGGGAAAUCAGCAGCCUGCGCCGUUUGAUCUUCGAGAGCCAGACCUUGACAGUUGCUUCCUUGAGACUCCAGGUAAGCGAUCCAGAUGCGUCCGGUAAACAGAAAAUGCCGGAGGCUGAACGUGAGGUCAGACUCGAGAACCUAAAGCGCUCCCUUCCUGGAAUCACCAUCAAAGGGAAUCUUGAACCAGCAAGGUGCUUCCUUGAUGCAGCCGCUCGCAUUGAGGCUUCCAAUCAGAUUGUCUACUUGGCACCCGAGAAGUGUGUGUCAAGGCUGUAUGAAGUGGCGCAGUCCAAGCCAAUCACAAAGCAAGUAGACAUUGAAGCCAGCAAGCUUGUCAUAAAGGAGGCCGCUGAUCCAGUGGAGGCUCCCACCAAUGGUGCUAUGGCCGUGUUUGAUGCGCUAAGGAGGCGGGGGCUCGCACUCUGCUUCGCCAACCUCAUUCACUGGCCUAAUUACGAGCGGUAUCUCAAUACCCUCUUUAACCACCUGCGCCGCGAAGCAAAACCUGGAUAUUUAAAGUGCACAAUUCGCCAACUAGUCGAAGCUGACAGGCUAUGUUGGUCGCGUCUUAUCGAACAGAAUGUAAAACCUCGGCCCAACCCUGGAGAUCCUCUGCCCUUAGACUCCAAGCUGCAGGCCACUUUGGAAAGCUAUGAUGUGAGCUUCGAGUUGAUGCCUCUGCCUCAACAGCCGCCAAAGCGCAAAGAAUCCUGGCCAGAUCGUGCCCCGAAGGUGCCCAAGGGCGCUGCCAAAGGCCAGGGUCAAAACAAGGGAAAGGGCAAGGGCAAGCCGGCAGCCCGCAGCAUGAUCAAGAUCCCGUGGGGCAUACGCAGCAAAGGUGGGACAGCCGAGACGCCAGAUGGCUCCCGCAUCUGUUUUGACUACUCACUUGGAGAGUGCAAGUUGGGUGAUGCCUGCGCAAAAGGCAAGCAUGUGUGUGCCUAUCGCAAGGGCGGCAUUGUGGGUCUACGCUCUGCGUGCAAGCGCUUACCAGCAUGUACUGAGGUUUUGGCCAGGUACGUGCGUCAGGAGCAGCCGGAUGCUGUUUUCUCAAGCAUUGCCAUACUUGACAAUGUCCCGUCAGGUUUUCACAAAGAUGUGGCGAACGCCCAUUGUGACAAUUAUGUGUUUAAGAUGUCCGAAUUCUCAGGUGGCGGAGUUUGGUGCGAGGAUGCCCAGGGCACGGAUGUCAGGUCCGUCAAUGGUGCGCGGGUGCCCGGCCAGGUACUGCCCUUCUGCAAUAAUGCACUUCGCUUGCCAGCGUGCAAAGCGUUGCAUGCCACUGAGCCUUGGUCUGGCUCACGCAUUGUGCUGGUUUCAUAUUGCCUGCAAAACUUAUGUAGUUUGUCUCCUGCGCAUGCCAAUCAACUUGCCCAGCUGGGCUUUCAGCCUGCUCUUGCCACGGGUGACCUUCAUGCAUCCAUGCAGACACAUGCGCCCUGCCCGACCAUGUCUGAGGAGGAUGAAGCCCCUGUGUCCACCCCCUUUGGACACAGCGGUAAACCACUUGUUCUGGAACUCUGUGCCGGAACAGCAGGCCUGUCUGCUGCCUUGAUAGAGGUCAACUUCGAUGUCGUUGCCUUCGAUCACAACAGAAUCCCUGGGGCCAAAAUGGCCAUUCAGAUCGCAGAUCUCUGCUCUGAGCACGGCUUCGCCUUGGCCAAAAGGUACCGCUUGCCGGGCGACGCAUUUGGCAUGGGGCUGCCUGUGCAGCUCUGCGGGCGCAUCAAGGAGCCAUGGCCCAUACCUCUGACUGCAUCCGCCGACCUGUCCGAACUGCCAGUGGACAGCCAGCUCCUCAAAGUUCAUGCUCUGCCGGAUAAAGGGGGUGUGGCCUUCAAUGACGUUGUUUGGGGUGUGCCGUGGAGCCCGGAAGAAUUCCUCACUAAAGCUCUGGAGUCUGGACAUCCUCGUACGCUGGAGGCAGCAAUUCCACAGGUGCUCAAGGAUGCCAUCUUGCAGCGCAAGAAAAGUGCCCCAGGAAACAUUGCAAAGGCCAGGGCAGAGUUCUUCGCUAAAUGGCUAAAAAUUGCACAGGAUCUAAAAGCCGACGAGGCCAAGCUCAAAGAAGGCAUGUCGAAGGAGCGGCAAAGGAUUUUACAACCAAAGAGGCUCUUAGUGUGGCAGGCCAUGCUUAAGGAGGCAGGAUACGCCGAUGUAGGCGUUGUUGAGGAAACUAUUAAGGGGACUGACUUAGUGGGUGAGGCGCCGGCCACGGGCAUCUUCAACGCCAAAUUUAGACCUGCAAAGCGAACGGUUGAAGACCUUGCAUCAUGUGCACCGGUAGUUCGCGAGGCUGUCCUCCAAUCGGUCAGAAGCCAGGGCAAGGAAGUGGAUGCUGAGGUUCUUCGUCAGACGCAGGCCGAAGUUGAUAAAGGCAUAAAUGAUACUGUGCAGGCGGAAGAGACGCCUACCCCACAUACGGUCGAUGUGGCAGCAGGCAUGAUCGCAUCUACCAUGAGGCAUUUGCCGGGCAAGCAGCACGAGGGAAGGGCGUAUGACUUAGUAUCGGCAUACCGGCAAUUGGCCGUGAGUGACGGCUCACGCUGGGCGUCCUAUGUGGUGCUUUGGAAUCAUCAAACGAGCGAUGUCUCCGUUUUUGCAUUGCAUGCCUUGCCCUUCGGAGCAGCCCGUUCUGUUUUCUCUUUUCUGAGGGUCAUCCACUCGGUCUGGCAUUUGGGAGCCUUUUUCCUUUGGCUAAUUUGGUCAUGUUAUUACGCCGACCUAAUUUCCCUUUCGGAUGCGGAGCACACCGAUUUUACGCACAGAACCAUCGAUGCCUUUUUCACCUUGUUGGGAUGGGUUUUUGCCAAGGAUGGUUCCAAGAGCCAAGCCUACUCAGAGGCCUUUAGCGCUUUGGGCGUCUGCUUCGUCCUGUCUGAUAUGCGCCUGGGCAGAGUCACGAUCUGCAACACAGAAAAACGAAUUCAGCAGCUGCUAGAGGCCAUUCGAGGUUUCUUGGCCAAGGGUAGCAUGACUGUGCCGGAGGCGCUCAAACUCCGAGGGCAACUUCAGUUUGCGUGUGGACAAGUGCUGGGCGGCAAUUCCGUGUUUUUCUGUCCAUCUUGA
Molecule: messenger RNA, 3330 nt
Organism: Symbiodinium pilosum
Lineage: Eukaryota; Dinophyceae; Suessiales; Symbiodiniaceae
Source: the annotation of a GenBank genome assembly